Messenger RNA from Petromyzon marinus (sea lamprey), 3339 nucleotides. RefSeq names its product INSC spindle orientation adaptor protein (gene INSC). Gene Ontology annotation, biological process: apical protein localization; asymmetric cell division; establishment of mitotic spindle orientation. NCBI's taxonomy places the organism in Eukaryota, Metazoa, Chordata, Hyperoartia, Petromyzontiformes, Petromyzontidae. Gene Ontology annotation, molecular function: cytoskeletal adaptor activity; protein binding. Gene Ontology annotation, cellular component: apical cortex. The record is from RefSeq and is a predicted model, not a curated record.
UCCGCCGGGAGUCGCGGUCACACGGAGGCCUGGGUCUGGGAAGCGGCACGGGGGGGAUGGGGGUUGGGAAGGGGGUCGAGAGGGCCCCCUCGGAGGCGAGCCCCAUUCGCCAGUGGCUCGCGGAGCUGCGCGUGGAGACGCAGGCGGAGGCGAUGGCCACGAUGGACGGGAAGGCGCUGGGCGGAGACGGCACCCGGAGCUGGGAGGAUGGGGACAUCCAGGCGGGGAUUUGCUCCUCAGGGGGUCUCGUCGGGGGCUCGGGCGCGCCCCCCGCGUGCUGCGCGCUCAUGCGUCGUGCGCGUCACGUGAGCGCCGAGCUCGCGCGCCUCUUCCGCCGGCUCGAGGGGGCGCGCUCGCACAGACCGGGGGGGGGUCACCGCCCCGCCUCCGUGGAGGCCAGCAGGGGAGGGGCCCCGUGGAGGCGCGUGCACGCGGGCGCGCUCCGCCUCGCGUGUCACGCGCGCGCCGCCGUGACGCAAAUGCGCGCGACCUCCCCAGCCGCGUCGAGUCAAUGCGCCCAGGAUGAAAUUCGCCUCCUGGACUCGUGUCGGAAGCUGGAAAGCCUGGGGCUGAGAUGUGCCCGAGAAGGAGGUGCGGAUCCCCUAGGGCCCGAGUUGGGUCGCGUCGCCACGCAGGUGGGCAGAGACUUCAGUGGGAUGCUCGCCUCGGCACUCACGCACCUGGCGCAGGAGCUGGUGAGGAAGGUUGGGGACAUCUCUCGGCCACGCUCUCUUAUCGCCUCCCUGGGAGAUCUCCUUGCCCUGGCCAGAGGAGGCGACCACAUGUGUCACAUCGUGGCUCGGGAGGGAGGGGUGCGCGCGCUCGUCCGCCUCGUGCGUGCUCGCCACUGUCCCACGCACGUGCUCGCCGCGUCGCUCCGCACACUCGCGUCACUCGCUUCCGUCUCCCUGGGCCGGGACGAACUCAUCAAGGAGGACGGAGUGAGCUCUCUCGCCCACGUCCUCGAGGGCCGCGGGCAGCACUCGGAGGCGGUGCGCGCCGAGGCGGCCGCGGUGCUGGCCCAGGUGCUGGCCCCGCACGCGACCUCGGGCCCCACGGUCAAGGGCCCCGGUCUGGACGGGGCCCAGGCGCUGCGUGUGGUCGGGGCGCUGACAGAGCUGUGCGGGGAGUCCUCCUGCGGGGAGGUGUUCCUGCUGGGCGCCGCCGCGCUGGCGAGCAUCUCGUUCCUGGGCCCUGCCGCCCGCGACGCAAUCCUCGAAGCCGGCACGGCCCGCGUGCUGCUCCGACGCACGAUGCGCUGUGAGCCACUCGUGCCCGCGUCGGCGAGGGGGCCCGCCGGAGCGAGGGGGCCGCCUACGGGGUCCGCGGGAGCAGGCGGAGAGACCAACCUCGAUCCGGGGCUCAACUCCUCGCGCGAAGCCAAGGGGGCCGGUCCCGUCGUCGGCUCCGCGUGCUCUCCUUACGCCAAGGACCAGGUGGUGACGGUCCUGGCGAACCUGGCCGUGACCGAGCGGGGUCGCGCGGAGGUCAUGAGCUGCCAAGGCUUGGUGCUGCUGAUGAGCUGCCUGGAGGCGAAGCCGGCUGUGAGUGCGAGCCCUGGGGAGGUGGCGGCGUGCGAGCGGGGGCAGCAGAGGGCAGCCGUGGCGCUCGCGCGCCUCGCUCGCAGCCCCAGCGCCUGCCGCACCGCCGUUCAUCUCGGAUGUGUGUCGCGACUCGCCGUCAUGUGCCGGGUGCCGGCAGAGCGGAGCCACAGUGACGGGGUCCUCUUAGCCUGCCUGGCAGCUGUCCGUCGGCUGGGCGUCGCGUGCCCUGGGUCGCUGGGUCCUCUCGACUCCCUGCAGCUCGUGACCCCGCGCCUGAGGGACGCGUUCCUGUUGUGCAGCGAGACCAGAGAAAGCUUCGUGUGACGCCCAGAACUCGAGAUCCCUCCUUGACGCUUCAGUGGUUCCAUCUCCACGCGAACACGUUGCUUGUAUCGCUUUAAGGGAUACUUAUCCGCUCAUCAUGUGUUGAAGAUAAGUCCAAACUCAUGGAAAUGUAUCAUCAUCAUGAUCACCAGCAACAGCAGCAUCAACAGCAUCACCUCUGAUGAUCAUCUGCAUUAUUGUAACUCUUAUACAAUUAACUGUGUAUUGAUGAAAUCGAUUCGAAUGUUCGUUUCGCAAUAUUUACGAUGACUGAGAUUACGAUUUGUAUCACGAUGAUGGUGAUGAUGAUCACAAUGAUGUUGAUUACGAUCAUAAUGACCACUACUGAUGAUGCUGUCUAAAGUGAUGACCACAACAAUUAUCACAACAUGAAUUUGGAAUACAUCUUCGGUUGUGCUGCUAUGACGCUCCUCCCACGUGUUUUUGAAGUUGUACCACGUGUUUUAUUGUUCGUCACGAUGUCCGACGUUUUGCCCCACGUGCUGGGAGCUUCUUCAAGAACCGAACUACAUUCAGAUGGCAGUCAAGGGAUGAACUGCAUUCGGAUCCUGAAGAAGCUCCCCAGCACGCGGAGUGAAACGUCGGACAUCAUGCCGAACAACACGCGGUAUAAUCCAAAAGCACGUGUCAGAGCCAAUAACUCGGCAGACUAUUAUUAAAUGUUAUUGAUGCUGCGUUGACAGUGGAACACAAGCACACAUAGCCUAACCAAAAUCAACAAAUUCGUCACGUGCUAUGAAGGAGCGCAAUUGCCCGAAACAUCGUCUAUCAUAUUGUUAUUCCUCUAAAUCCGUGGUUCUUCAUAACCUGGAGUGUACGCACCCCUGGGAGUGCGAGAUGCCCUUUCUAGGGGUGUGAGACAUGGCCAGAUUUGUUUUAGAAGGUAAAUAAUCGACACAAAUUAAGCAGGGGCACGUCAUUUCAACUACUUUGUUUCAUCAAACAACUACGUAUUUAUUAACAUUGUAAAAAACUGUUAAGGAUUGAGUACCGAAGGGGUGCAAGGCUGCAGUUCAAGGUUAAGAGACACUUUUGAAUGCAGUGUUUUAAUCCAUCAGCCGACUUGGCAGUUCCCAGAGCUCCCGCUGAGCGCUAACCCAGGCCGACAGCGCCGUCUCGUGGCUCCUCGUAACGACGACACCCGCCACCGGGCAAAGUUCACCCCGACAGCCCACGGUACAACAACAUCGUGAAAGAGCCAACGCAGAAGAAGAUCGCCGGGGGUUUGAUCUCCCACGACGCUCAUGGGUCCACCGUAAAGCGCACCCACUGCACAGACCUUGGCAGAUGCGGAUGCCUGACGAUGCACAAAUGGAAACAUUAAAAACUCUCCAGUAGUGGUGCGACUGUGGUCAUCUAGCACAGACGGUGGUACCAUGGCAAUGCCCCAUCCACAAACACGGAGGAGACAUCACAGAGUCGAGUUGCUGCUCUGCGUCUACAGCCCAUA